AUGUCGGCAAAGAUUGUUGAAUGGCUGCUCCUGACUUCUCCAUGGAUGUUGACCAGAGGAGACACUGAGGUGUCCUGUGUUUUCAUGGAGAGCUGCAUCUUACCGUGCAGCUUCCAGGGCGACACGGAUGUGAUCAUCCACUGGAUUCAGGUGACAGCAGGAAACCGUCAGGUCCACUCCUUCUACUACAAGAAAGACCAGUUCAGCCACCAGGACCAGCGCUUCAGAGGCAGGACGUCACUGUUCACGGACCAGAUCUCCAGAGAAAACGCCUCACUCCAGCUGACAGGGCUGCAGGUUCAGGACCAGGGGAGAUACAAGUGCUACACCAGCAGCAACAGAGGAAACAAUGAUUCCUACAUCAACCUGAAAGUGGAGGCUCCAGUUCGUAGAGUCGACAUCUGGCAGGUAGAAAACAGGAUCACCUGCAGCUCAGAGAGGAUCUACCCUCAACCUGAGCUCACCUGGUCCACCAGCCCUCCAUCCAAUGUGACUCACCAGGACAAAACAACCAGGACUGAGCAGCUGCUCUACAACAUCACUAGCUCUCUGACACUUUCAGACAAUGAUACUAAUCAGGUCUACAGCUGCAGCAUCAGCACU
Seriola dumerili (greater amberjack) is the source of this 603-nucleotide messenger RNA. RefSeq names its product V-set domain-containing T-cell activation inhibitor 1-like. NCBI's taxonomy places the organism in Eukaryota, Metazoa, Chordata, Actinopteri, Carangiformes, Carangidae. The transcript has 3 exons. Gene Ontology annotation, cellular component: external side of plasma membrane. Gene Ontology annotation, biological process: immune response; cell surface receptor signaling pathway; T cell costimulation. The record is from RefSeq and is a predicted model, not a curated record. The annotation marks the transcript as partial.